AUGGCGCUCUGGAAGGAAGAGAUGCUAUCCACUCGCGCCUGCUACUUCCGUACAGAGCAGGAGCACGCCGCUCCGUUCCUCGGCCAGCGGUCAGCGAGUCUGCGCUCUGCCGGACUGAGCUUAGUCUCAGUGGCCGUUAGACCGAUCGACUGCCCUUUACUAUCCUACAGUCUGUCAUGUGGAGAAGGUGCUACGCUCACAGAAGUGGCGGUCCCUGGCGUCGAUUACGCAAAGGAGCUGAGUAAAGUGAUGUUCGAGAUUUAUACAUCCGGGUUGUCGGACAGCCGCUCCGCAGACGACGUCUGGAACAUUGAGCGAGAGCUGCGGGCGCGCUACCUAGCGGACGCCAGCACGAGAAUCAACACCCAUCGCUGCGACGUCGCAAUCGUCGUAUUGUACGUUGUGAAGGAGAAGGAGGCGGAGGAGGAGGAGCCGAACGCAGAGCGGGAAGAGGAGCAAGCUGAUAAGCAGCCGGAGAAGGAGUAG
Molecule: messenger RNA, 486 nt
Organism: Priapulus caudatus
Lineage: Eukaryota; Metazoa; Priapulida; Priapulimorpha; Priapulimorphida; Priapulidae
Exons: 3
Coding region: 1-486 (161 amino acids)
Source: RefSeq, a predicted model, not a curated record